This is a messenger RNA of Gymnogyps californianus (California condor), 2454 nucleotides long. It is a transcript of the gene C5H11orf24, whose product is annotated as chromosome 5 C11orf24 homolog. The transcript has 6 exons. The coding region runs from base 319 to 1791 and encodes 490 amino acids. The record is from RefSeq and is a predicted model, not a curated record. NCBI's taxonomy places the organism in Eukaryota, Metazoa, Chordata, Aves, Accipitriformes, Cathartidae.
GGCUGCCUCCGCCGGGGAUUGGCAAAGAAAAAUCCUGUCUCAGGAUCCUGUCAAGUAAGGUGCCUUGAUGUCCUACACAUUAGCUGACUGAAUUCCUGCCAGGCUUGGUCAUGCAAGAGCACUCCUGUUUCCUGAUAAACUGUAGUCCUACUGUAUCCAGGCUUUUAUUGGCUUUUGCUUCCCCUAAAGGCGCAAUAAUUCCUGACAACAAGAAAACGGUUUCGAGUGUUUACCUGGUGUAUUGCAGUGGAUCUGAAAGUGAUACAAGAAAGAAUUGCUCCUGGGAAGAGAAGCCCUCCGGCAAGGCCAACCCUGAAGAUGUGGACUGCCAUUGCAUUCUUCCUGCUGAUAUCCUUCUGUAUAUGUGAACACAGGUUUUCUGUCCUGAAAGGGAGAGGAGUCCAUGUAGUGCAAAUAAAGAGGCUUGCAACUGAAGAGCAGUGCAGGCAGGCUUGUCAAAGCCCAGGUGCUUCAGGUAACCAUCCCUGUAAUUGGUCUGUGCCCUACCAGAAUCACUGCAUCCUCUUGCAGUGUCACCAGCUGAACAUGUGCCAGAAUGCCGGAGAACAAGACAUCAAAGAUCUGCUUGGAGAAAUUGUCAGUGGGAAAAGGGAAACAGUUCUAUUUCACCACCAAAGCUAUCCACAGAAAAAGGAGAGGAUGGUGAAUGCACGAGUUGACCGACACAAUGCGGAAAAGCUGUUUUCCUCAACUGCUCAGACUCGCAAGGUACACUUGAGGCAUUUGCUUGAGGUUGAGAGUGAAGAUGUAACAACAAAUGCAAGCAAAACAAUUGCAAGCAAUGCUGCUACUACCAGCACAGUGACCACCACCACAGCGACCACCACCACUGCCACAGCUGUAACAACAAACUUUACAAACGCAACUGUCCUUGCUACAGCUUACAAAACAACUGCCGAAGCCUCAAACACCCCUGAAGGUUCUGAUCUCCUUGCUGAAGCCAUGUCACUGACUGCCUCUUCUCCCACUUCUGGCAACAUCCCUGCUUCCACUUCUAGCCGUGUCACCGAGCUUGUGACCACCACCGAAAAAUCAGGAAAUAGCAGCUCUGUCUCAGUAUUGUCCCCCACUUAUACUUCUGCUCCCCUCACUGUCAUUUCCGAAGCAGGUACUCAAAUGUCUCAAACAGAGCAGUUUAACCCAGCUGCCACCACCACCAGCACUCCCCGCUCUAGUAGGCCCGCCACUGUUGAAGCUGGCCCGAAGACACUGAGCACAACAUUGACCACCCUCAUUCCGCAGGAUGCAGGAACAUCUUCCACUGCUUCCACUCAUGCAAUGGCCCUCACCCGCUUGGAGAGUUCACACUCUGCAAAUCCACUGCCUGUUGUUACGUUGCUAUAUCUAGAGCCAGAAGCAAGUACAGCCACAACAUCCUUGAGUGAAUCAACUUCUCUUCUGGGCUCUACAGGAGGUACCACAGUUUUAACUACUGCCUCUACAGCAGAAACUAUGACUGGGCAUGGGAUAAAGUCAACAUCUCACAUUUUUUCAACAACCAUGGCUCCAGCAGACGCACCAAAAACAACAGCUUCGGGCCUUGCAGAAACUCAGGACAUGGACAAUGAGUAUCUUCUCAUUGCUGCAGAGCCCCUGACUCAGUACUUAGUGGAUAAAAGUUCGCUUCUUGCGGUGCUUUUAGUUGGUACGGUUUUUUUCAUAACUGUUAUAGUUCUUUUCCUUAUGCAGGCCUAUGAGAGCUACAAGAAGAAGGAUUACACACAAGUGGAUUACCUGAUCAAUGGAAUGUAUGUGGACUCGGAGAUGUGAAAGGGUGGGGAUAAAACAGUGGGCAGAGAGGUGGAAAGGAGAUUGAAAGCCUGCCUGACUUGUUUUUCUUUCCUGUUUGCCUAUAACACAAACUGAAAGUGCUUCCAAAUUUACUUCUAGUGCAAUUGAGGAGAAAUGCCAUGUACUGUAUUAAGAAAAAAAAAAAAUUAUUCAGCUGUGCAACAGGUUGCUGUAAAAAAACAAAAAAAGUAAUUUUUAAAACUUCCAUAAUGCACAAUAGCUUUGGCCAUUAUUUUUCAUUGCAAAACAAACCUAACAAGGGGUAAGCCAUCAUCCUCGGAAAAUGCUGUGGCACUUUUUCAACUGUUUACAGUGCAAGUUCCUUGUGUUUCAUUUGUUUCACGUGUGCUCCUCUGAAAACAGAGCAAAGGAUGCUCUCACCUUUUGCAAAGUGCUCUGAAAUCGCCAGAUGAGAAGUGUGGUGUAUUGCUGCAACAGGGAACUUUUAAUCCAAUGUGUGUCAUGUUUCAGUAUGCUUCUUGCUUGUGAAGAAGUCUGUUUACAAGGCAUUGUAAACUCUGUUUACUGCUAACCCAACAUAUCUUUUCACCAUGGAGCAGAUUACUGUGCCUCUGCACUUAAAUAAUCUUAUUUUUGUAUUCACUUAAUAAAUGGGGCCCUGGAAGGGCAUAUCUUGUUGCA